Messenger RNA from Carassius carassius (crucian carp), 2035 nucleotides. RefSeq names its product synaptotagmin-17-like. NCBI's taxonomy places the organism in Eukaryota, Metazoa, Chordata, Actinopteri, Cypriniformes, Cyprinidae. Gene Ontology annotation, biological process: cellular response to calcium ion; regulation of dopamine secretion; regulation of calcium ion-dependent exocytosis. Gene Ontology annotation, cellular component: membrane. The transcript is spliced from 8 exons. Gene Ontology annotation, molecular function: calcium ion binding; clathrin binding; calcium-dependent phospholipid binding. The record is from RefSeq and is a predicted model, not a curated record. The coding region runs from base 120 to 1532 and encodes 470 amino acids.
UCUCUCUCUCUCUCUUUUUGUUUUUUGUUGUUGUUGUUGUUGUUGAGUAAAUCUGGAUCUAGAGAGUGGCAUGUUGAUUUGGAUGGGAAGUGAGACAGUGGGGCGAGAGUAAGAGGAGGAUGGCGUACACGCAGUUGGAACCCAUCAAUGAGGGUCUUCUGUCCAGACUGUCUGACUUCCUGUUGUGUCGCUGGUCAUGCCGCUCCUGUUGGCAGUGGUGCUGGGAGUGCAGCUGCUGUCAGCCCUCUGAUGAGGAGGUGGAGAUUCUGGGGCCUUUUCCAGCUCAGACUCCAUCAUGGCUUGUCAAUGAAUGCAAUGACGAGAGAAGCACAAAUUCUCACAUCAUGGCCGAGAACCAUGCUUUACCUGUUCAAACUGACACCACUGUAAAGUGCAAGCUGCCCAUCUCAGAAACUUCCCGAUCCAGCUUCACCCUAGCAGGUCUGAAUUCACAACGGCCAAGCUCCCCCAUGGUGGAUGUAAAGCCGAUUGAAUUCUGGGCCAUGGUACCCCGGAAGGAAGUGGUGCAGCCUCUGCGUAAGCCCUCAACUCCACCAGAUGACUACUUACGCAAACUGGAGCCUCGUCUGUAUUCUCUCGACUCAUGCAGCGAUGAUGUUGACUCUCUGACGGAUGAAGAGAUCCUGGUGCGGUACCAACUGGGCAUGCUGCACUUCAGCACACAGUAUGAUCUCAUCAACGCCCACCUCAUCGUGCGAGUCAUUGAGGCCCGGGAUCUGCCCCCUCCCGUAACAUGCGAUGGUGCUCGCCAAGACAUGGCCCACUCGAACCCCUACGUGAAGAUGAGCCUACUGCCCGACCACAAGAACUCCAGGCAGACUGGCGUUAAACGCAAGACACAGAACCCAGUUUUUGAAGAGCGCUUCACUUUUGAGGUCCCCUUCCUGGAGGCCCAGAGACGCACCCUGCUCCUCUCUCUAGUCGACUUCGACAAGUUUUCCCGGCACUGUGUCAUCGGGAAAGUGUCUCUUCCUCUUAGUGAGGUUGAUCUGGUGAAGGGAGGACAUUGGUGGAAGGCCCUGGUGCCCAGCUCUCAGAAUGAGGUUGAGCUUGGUGAGCUUCUUCUGUCCUUAAACUACCUGCCCAGUGCUGGCAGGUUAAAUGUGGACAUCAUCCGGGCAAAGCAGUUGCUUCAGACAGACAUGUGCCAAGGUUCAGAUCCUUUCGUUAAGGUGCAGUUGGUGUCAAGUCUUAAGUUGAUGAAGACUAAGAAAACAUCCUGUAUGAGGGGCACCAUUGACCCCUGCUACAACGAGUCAUUUAGCUUCCGUGUACCUCAAGAGGAACUGUGUGAAGUCAGUCUUGUGUUCACAGUUUACGGGCAUAACAUGAAGAGUAGCAACGAUUUUGUUGGUCGCAUUGUGAUUGGCCAGUUCUCCAGCGGCCCGCAGGAAUCCAGGCACUGGCGCAGACUCCUGGGCUCCCAGCGCACUCCAGUGGAACAGUGGCACAGCCUGCGCACCCGUGCCGAGUGUGACCGCGUCUCUCCGGCUUCGCUCGAGGUCACAUAAUACUUACACAGGACAGUCACUGCAGGUGGGAUAGAGAUCUAUGGAAAAGACAAACACAAAAAUCUGGGAGUGUCCCGACAUUUCUGUGUGUGAUUUUUAAUUAUUUGAAACAUAAACUCAUAGAUCUAUUCUCGACUGAAUAGUGGGCACUGUCUUGGUGUUAUUUGUGUUUACUCUCCCUUAUCAUUAUUAUAGUGGGGAGAUGUAGACCAUAGAAAAAAAUGUUUAUGAUGACUAGCAGAAACCUGCUGUCCAUGUUUUCUUUUUAUCACAUUGAUACUAUCUUACAUGGGAGCUCAAUAAUCUCAUCAUCUGAUUCUCAGCUGCGUUCAGGCUGCUCAAGUGUUGAGAGGAAGAGCAGCUGUGUGGCUCAGACAGUUGAGACCACACAUAACCACUGGUUUGGUCUGCAGUGUUUAAAUAAUCAUAUUGUUUCUUUUUUCAGACUUCAAUAUGAUUGCAGUUCUUUGGAAGUCUGUGGCAACACAGUUGGUCAUUUUUAU